Molecule: messenger RNA, 1104 nt
Organism: Acanthocheilonema viteae
Lineage: Eukaryota; Metazoa; Nematoda; Chromadorea; Rhabditida; Onchocercidae
Source: the annotation of a GenBank genome assembly
AUGGCUCGUAGUUCAGUCCCGGAGGAUAUUUAUGAAAUUGUUGGAAAAUUAAUGUUUGCCUACGGUGAUGAAGCUGAACCGAUUGAAAUAUGUCAGCAACACGUCACCGAUAUUUUGCGUGAUCAAAUGAUGGAUGCAGUGAAUAGAGCGAAGAAAUAUGCAUCAUUACGAGGCUGUAAAAGACUCGAAUGUGUGGAUUUCUUAUUUCUUCUACGUAAAAAACCGUUCCAUCUUGGUCGGAUUUAUCGUAUGGCUAAAUCAGCAGAUUUGUUAAAAGGUUUCCACGAAGAUUAUGAUACAGAAUGUGAUAUCUUGGCCGAAGUUCCAACUAGUAAUUCAGAUUUCUGUGGAAAAGAAGCACAGUCAAUUUAUGAUACUGUUGGAUUAUUCGAUGUGACGGGUGAACUGCAGAGAUAUUUGAAAAGCGAUGUAAAAAUUGAUGAAGAAAAACGUGAACGUUUGAAACGGUUGUCAGAACGUACGGCAUUGAUGGAUGAAGAUGAAUAUAAAGAAUAUACCAUAGCAAGGACAUAUAGCUUUUGUUCUGGACAUGGCGUUAGGAAAGCAAAAAUUGGUCGAUUUCUUAAAUGGGUAGGUGAUCCUGAAAUUGCUCCAAGUGCUUUAAUGAUCCUGAACUAUAUAGCAUGCGAAAUAAUUUGUUGUUUGGUGGAGGGUGCAUUAUGGUCGCGAAAGGAAGAGGGAAAGAAUCAUUUCGUUGAUAUUUAUCCUUUCAAAGCCUUGCAACCGAGGCAUUACGAGGAAUCACUGCGGAGAAACAAAGCAUAUAUGAUUGGUGGCGAUGUAACGCCAGAAAAUUCGGUGGAUAUGUUUGUGAUAUUUGGACUGAUAGUGAUUGGACUUGCGUUAUUUAGUAUGUGUAUCGAUGUUCUUCAAAUUAAGUUCGAAUGGUUAUUUGAGGAAUUGCUGGUAACAUUGCUGAUGGAAUGCAAACAAAAGAGUGUCCCAGCUGAAAAAAUAAAAAUUCCGACUGAGAUAGAUUUUGUUUCCUUAUGGCGUCUAUGGCGUAAACGAAUGCGUAAACGAAAAAUGCAACGUAAAAAUACAAUCACAAAUAUCAUAUUGCUACGAUUUAAACGUGAUUGA